AUGCAGGAAGAGGAGGAAUCAGAAGCAACCUCAGUAUCUUCUGGUGACAGUAGUCCCGCAACCCCAUCUGCCAAUGGCUAUCCAGGUCCCCAGAGCAAAGAACCCAAAAAAUCAACGGCUGGGGAACAGGUGGAUGAUGGCGGAGAAGGAGGGCAGGACCGCCUCAGCUCCUCCCAGGCUCCUAGCCCCGAGUGGCACGAAUGCCCUGAGUGCGGGCGUGGCUUUGGCACAUCUCGGGCCCUGAAGGUGCACCGUAGCUACCACGUGGGGCGCAAAAGGCCACACAGUGGUUCCUCUUCAGCCAAGCCACCCCCACCCCCACUGAUCUUGCCGGGGAAUCCCGACAGCCAGGAAGGGCGAAUGGGAAUGGCCCCGACUUCCGGCCGGGGCCGAGCUUUUCACUACAUCUGUGCCGAGUGUGGCGUGGGCUUUACCUCUCCUGCCACGCUGGAGGGCCAUCGCUGUGAACACAGCUGGCGCAGGAGCCCUCCCGCCCCGCCUCGUAAUAAGCUUGCCCCUUCUCCUGCUCCCAGAGAGGCCAAUGGGGAUCAGGACACUGAUGGGGCUGACGGACCGUACCACUGCACCGAGUGCCCAGGCGAAUUUGGCUUGGUAUCCGAACUUCACGAGCACUACAUGCUCCAUGCUCGCGGAGAGCUGUAGGUCCGUUUUCGACCCUUUCCCC
Messenger RNA from Protobothrops mucrosquamatus (brown spotted pit viper), 685 nucleotides. RefSeq names its product zinc finger protein 239-like. Gene Ontology annotation, molecular function: RNA polymerase II cis-regulatory region sequence-specific DNA binding; DNA-binding transcription factor activity. Lineage: Eukaryota; Metazoa; Chordata; Lepidosauria; Squamata; Viperidae. The transcript has 2 exons. Gene Ontology annotation, biological process: regulation of transcription by RNA polymerase II. The coding region runs from base 1 to 663 and encodes 220 amino acids. The record is from RefSeq and is a predicted model, not a curated record.